Messenger RNA from Rotaria socialis, 1956 nucleotides. NCBI's taxonomy places the organism in Eukaryota, Metazoa, Rotifera, Eurotatoria, Philodinida, Philodinidae. The record is from the annotation of a GenBank genome assembly.
AUGUCGAAGAAGUUUAAUAUUCGUGAAUGGGUUCUAUCUGUCAAAUACUGGUCACUUCUGUUCAUUCCCCAUAUAUCAAUCUGUUUGAUUUUUUUAAUCUAUGCUCUUGUGGGUGCCAGCAUUAUUCAAGAAAUUGAAUCAGAUGAUCCACGAUCUACUUCUUCAAUAGCAUCGGUAACAACAUCUACUCCAAUUGUUGCAGUAAAAAAUCUUGAUCGAGAACGAGAACGUCUCUUAUCAAAAAUAACGGAUAAAAGACAAAUAGUUGACGUACAACAAUAUAUAAAAUAUGUUAAUAAGCAUAUUCGUGAAUAUGAAGAAGAAUUUAAAAAAACAUUUCAAGUUACUAUAACAACACGAUCAACUGUUAUUGAAAAGUUACCAUUAAACGAAGAAAAUUCACGUUGGACUUUUCCUGGAUCAUUAUAUUUUAUCGGAACAACUUUAACAACCAUCGGCUCAAAUGAUUUUACGCCAAACACAAAAAUAGGAAAAUUAUUUUUAAUGAUCUAUGCUGCUAUUGGCAUUCCAUUAACAUUAGUAUUUCUAUCGGAUUUAAGUUUAUUAAUAGCACGUUUAAUAAAAUAUUUAUCCUUACUAUUACUACGUGCUUAUUCAACAAAAUAUUUUCUUCACGUACGACAAUGGGUAUUAUUUCGCUUUAUUGAAAAACAAUUGGAUGUUUCAAUACCUAUUCCAGCAGAUGAAGAUGAUUUAUUUACAGCAAAAAUCAAUCAACCAUUUGCAUCGUCAUUUGAUACGCAAUUGAAUGAAAAUGGUCAACAAGCAAGUCGACCGUCAUUGAAACAACGACGUUUAUCUGACCAUCUUCAUAUAAAACGCAUUAGAAACAUUUAUAAUAUACUGAUUGAUACAAUAAAUGAUAUUGACGAUGAUAUUGAUUUGACGAUGCCACAAUUAUUAAUCACACUUUUUAUUUAUAUAAUUAUUGGUGCAUGUCUAGUUAAAUCAAAUUCAUUUAUUGAUAGUAUUUACAUUUGUUUUACAUCUAUAUUUACCAUCAAUAUAAGAAAUUAUUAUCGAGAUGCAGCAAUUCAUUAUGAAAAUAAUAUGAAAUUAAUAUUUAUUCUAGCCGUAUACUUAUUAUUUGGUUUAGCUAUUGUCUCAUUAUGUAUAAACGCUGUACAAAUACGAAUACAAAUAACACUUGAAAAUAUUGGGAAAAAAUUACUUCGAGAUCUCGUCGAAUUUCUUCGACAGAUGGGUUUUCAUGAAUUAAGCACUGAUGAAAUAUUAGCUAUGACGAAUAAUAAUUCUCAUCCAAUAUCAAUGUCAACAUCAGAAUUACUUUUUUCACGACAACGGCGUUUAACACGUUCAAUGUCAAUUAUACCCGAACAACUAACCACAUCAGCACCUGCCCGUCCUGUUGGUAUUGCUGAACCAGUACGUCGUGUUUCGAGUAGUCUUAUUAUUCGAGCAUUUAAAAAUUCUGACAUUGAUACAAAUACAGAUAAAAGUGUUCAAGUUAAUACAAUAAUCCGAUCAUGUGGCCGUUGCGCUGGUUCAACUCCAACAACAUCAGUGCUAUCAGUAAGAAAACAUCAUGUUGUAUCAUCUUCACCUUCAUCACCUGGUGAAGUUAGUUCUGGUUGUGAAGAUGAUGAUGUUUUAUCACCAACAUUAUCACCACCGAAUUUGGAUAGACUUCGUCAACGACGCGCGACACUUGUUGCAAAAACAAUAAUUAAUCAAAUGGCUACGCAACCAGCAGCAUUAUCUACUGAUGAACAUGUACCAUCAUUGACGCUACUAACUGCUCAACGCCAUCGUCCUUCAGAAGCAUCGACGUCAGCUUCAUCUAGAUAUUCAGCUACGAAAUUGCUAAAUACUCCUGGUGAAAAAACACAUAAACGAGAGUUAAGUCAUGAAGAAUUCUCAGAAAUUUCAAAACAAAUAUCAUCGUUAUUAACACCGAGUGAUGAUGAGAAUUAA